AUGAUAAAGACUUACAGAAGACAGAAUCACUCACAGGGCACCAUCAAGUGCCAGUUAACGUCUCUUCUAUUUGACGGAAGCCGCCAACUGGUGCCUGACAUGCUUAGUAAUUGUGUCCCAUCUGCUGCUCCACACUCAGACAAUCAUCGCACCAUCGAUAACCUCGUAAACAACCACAAUCAACAACGCUCAAUCAUGUCUUCGACUCAUUCAUCUCCGUCUCCAUUGUGUACACAAGCUGGGGCUACUGCAAACUGGGAGCGUCUGCGCAAGUCGUGUGAUUCAUGUCAGGAAGCCAAGGUCAAGUGCAGUCAGCACAAGCCCUCGUGCCAUCGCUGCCUUCGUCAUCGCCAACCAUGCAUCUACAGCCCGCAGCGACGCACUGGACGGCCACGAAAGAGGCCUACCCUUGACGGGACUUUACAUUCCGCAGUGAAUUUAGGGAGCGAUGAAUAUAGGGCAAUAAUCACGGAGGCGACUAGCUCAACCGUCAACGGCCAGGACCUCGUCAUGGCCGAUGUCCGCGGUGAUGAUACACCCUUGCUGGCCGGUGGCAUUACUGCGGACAACAUCAAUUCCAUCAGCAGCGUUUUUGAACCAUCGUUCGAAGCGUUGUUAGCAGGUUCGCCACUCAGCAAGGAUCCGACCACCAGAGAUAGCCACUCAGACUCCUGUCAUACGGGCUAUCCAACUGCCUCUCCGUCCGAUGCAUGGGGGGAUUUAUCCCUUUUCUUGCCCGAUUACAAUACCUCCAGUCUAUCACAUCCGGAGCAUGUAGUCGCCGGCAUCGACCAGCUACCCCCUCUCAGUGUGGACGCUUCGAACACAAGCAGUGAGAAUGGGGAUUGCGGAGCCAAAUGUUACACAGCGCUUCUUCAACAGCUCUUGUUCUUGCGCCAGUCGCUUCCUGAGAGCUCUCGUCCCUCAAUUGACGUAAUACUGGAGGUGGAGAGCCACGAGCGCCGUCUUCUCGAUCGAGUCCUGAGCUGCGCCACGUGUCUCAGUAAUCGUUCGUCUGUACUCCUCAUGUCGGUGAUUACCGAGCGCGUGAUCCAGAUGCUCGACUGGAUCAUUGAGGAGAAGACUCUACUUGACACGGAAAGCGCGCGCUCCAUCCGGCGAACAGCCAGUUCCUGGACGCAAACUUCACAACUGCCCCCGGCGGGGAACCGCACCGACGGCCGGCCGUAUGUGUGCCUCGUUCCGUUACAUGUAGGGAGCACUGAACUCGACGAGGAUACCAAGCAGUACUUCCUCAAGCAGCUUAUCCUCAUGCGGAUGAAGAAGCUUGCCGCCAAAGUACAGGAUGUGCGACGGACCACUAGCACGCGCCGGGGGGACUGCAUCUACCGUGCUGCCGAAUUGGUACUUGCAGAGUCACUUCAACGAUUGGACUAUCUCCGCGGACAGGUUCAAAUGUGGGAGUGA
Aspergillus fumigatus Af293 is the source of this 1428-nucleotide messenger RNA. Its product is annotated as putative AflR-like C6 zinc cluster transcription factor. The record is from RefSeq and is a predicted model, not a curated record. Gene Ontology annotation, biological process: regulation of DNA-templated transcription. The transcript has a single exon. NCBI's taxonomy places the organism in Eukaryota, Fungi, Ascomycota, Eurotiomycetes, Eurotiales, Aspergillaceae. Gene Ontology annotation, molecular function: DNA-binding transcription factor activity, RNA polymerase II-specific; zinc ion binding. The coding region runs from base 1 to 1428 and encodes 475 amino acids.